Molecule: messenger RNA, 2124 nt
Organism: Olea europaea var. sylvestris
Lineage: Eukaryota; Viridiplantae; Streptophyta; Magnoliopsida; Lamiales; Oleaceae
Product: zinc finger MYM-type protein 1-like
Exons: 2
Coding region: 1-2124 (707 amino acids)
Molecular function (GO): protein dimerization activity
Source: RefSeq, a predicted model, not a curated record
AUGGGAGAACCUUCAGGCCGCAACCCCGCCGGCCAAAUGUAUGGCAUUCGUUCCAGUAUAAUGCAGGAAGAUAGAGUAUAUUGCUUUUAUUGUUAUCUUUUCCGGAAUGAUGGAAAUCCGUCCAAUUGUUCGGCAUUGGUAACUUCUGGAUAUAACAAGUGGAAGAGGGUUAAUGACGGAGCAAAAUGUGUAUUUCUUACUCAUUUACGAUCAUCGGAACAUAAUAUGUGUGAGAGAAGAGCUAAAGAUUUAAUGAAACCGUCUCAACAUAUUGAUAAAGUGAUACGUACAAUAUCGAAUGAAGAAGUUGAGAAACGUCGUCUACGUUUAAAGACUUCAAUUCGAAGUGCACGUUGGCUAGCAUUUCAAAGUUGUUCCUUUAGAGGUCAUGAUGAAUCUUCAUCUUCAUUAAAUCGUGGGAAUUUUAUUGAGAUGAUAAAAAUUUUGGCAGAAACAAAUACAGAAAUUGAUAAAGUUGUGUUGAAAAAUGCUCCAAAAAAUGCCCAAUACAUUGCUCCGAGUAUUCAAAAAGAAAUCUUACACAUAAUGGCGAAUAGAGUAAGAAGGAUGAUUCGUGAAGAAGUUGGGGAUGGAUACUUUUGUAUUCUUGUUGAUGAAGCACAAGAUGCAUCUAAGAGAGAACAAAUGGCUAUUAUUUUGAGGUUUGUGAAUGGUCAGGGUAUUUUGACGGAACGCUACUUUGAUAUCAAAAGCGUCAGCGACACCACAUUAUCAAGUCUAAAAAAUGAGAUUGUAAAUGUUCUUGCUCAACAUGAACUUGAAGUGUCAAAAAUGAGAGGCCAAGGAUAUGAUGGUGCUAGUAAUAUGCAGGGCGCUUGGAAUGGACUUCAGGCAUUAUUUCUUAGAGAUUGUCCGUAUGCGUAUUACGUCCACUGUUUCGCUCAUCGAUUACAAUUGGUAUUGGUUUAUGCAGCUAAAGAAGUUGAUGUUAUUUGGGAGUUCUUUUCUCAUCUGGACAAUAUUAUCAACAUUAUCACUUCUUCCCCUAAGCGUGUUAUGGAGUUACAAUCUGCUCAAAGAAUUGAAAUUGAGCAUAUGUUAGCUAUCGGGGAGCGUGAGUCUGGAAGUGGAGCAAAUCAAGUGGGUAAUUUACAACGAUUAGGAGCAACUCGUUGGAGUUCGCAUUAUGACUCUAUAAAGAGCUUAAUAAAUAUGUAUAAUGCAACUUGCGCAGUGUUUGAAAAUCUUAGUGUUCAUUGUCCAAAUGGAAAAUCUCGAGGUGAAGUUCGUGGUACUUACAAACAUAUGAAAAGUUUUGAUUUCGUGUUUAGUUUGCAUUUAAUGCAUACCAUUAUGAGAAUAACCGAUGUUCUUUGUCAAGCCCUUCAAAGGAAAUCUCAAGACAUUCUGACCGCUAUGAGAUUCGUUUCGACUACAACAAAACUCCUCCACAAAUUAAGAGAUGAUGAUUGGGAAGAAUUUCUUGAGGAAGUGAAAAAGUUUUGCUCAAAACAUGAUAUUGAGAUACCCGAUCUAGAAAGUAUAUAUAAGGUUGGUCCUUGCCGUUCUCGUGAUCCAAUUACAAUAAAGCAUCAUUAUCACUUUGAUGUUUUCAAUGAAACAAUAGAUUACGUAUUGAUGGAAUUAAAUAUAAGAUUUAAUGAUACAUCAGUUGAACUUCUCACACUUAGUGCAGCGUUGGAUCCUAGGGAUUCAUUUGCAUCAUUUAACAGUCACGAUAUUUGUACACUUGCUGAGAAAUUCUAUCCUGAAGAUUUUUCAAAGGAAGAUAUUCGUACUUUGAAAUAUGAGUUGCGACACUAUGAGCUAGAUAUGAAGACUGAAUCUCGAUUUCAAGUAUCUACACUUGUUGAGUUAUGUCGACAGUUAACUGAGAGUAGAAGAUCGGAGAUUUAUGUUAUGAUUACUAGACUUAUUUGUCUUGUACUGACUUUACCUGUUUCUAUCGCGACUACCGAGCGAGCAUUUUCAUCAAUGAAAAAUGUGAAGACGGAUCUUCGUAACAAAAUGGAAGAUGAAUUUCUUGCUGAUUGUAUGACACUCUUCAUCGAACGAGACCUUGCUCAAAAGAUAGAUAUAGAUUCUGUGAUAGAUGAAUUUUAUGUCUCAAAACCUCGUCGGGAACAGCUUCAAAUUAAAUGA